GGCGCUGAGGGUCCCGGGGAUGCCCCGGGGGGCCCGCGGAACCGCCGCCGCCGCCGCCGCCGCCGCCGGACGGCCCGGACCCGCCACCGUCUACGCGCAGGUGGUGGCGGCCGGAGGCGGCGGCGCCCCGCCCGCCCUCUACGUCUUCUCCGAGUACAACAGGUAUCUCUUCAACUGCGGCGAGGGCGUCCAACGGCUCAUGCAAGAACACAAGUUGAGGGUGGCCCGCUUGGACAACAUCUUCCUCACCCGAAUGCACUGGUCCAACGUCGGGGGGCUGUCGGGGAUGCUCCUCACCCUGCAGGAGACGGGGCUGGUCAAAUGCGUGCUUUCCGGACCCCCGCAGCUGAAAAGUUACCUGGAAGCCAUCAAGAUAUUUUCCGGUUCCUUGAAAGGGAUAGACCUGGCCGUGCGGCCCCACUCCGCCCCGGACUACCGAGAUGACACCAUGACCGUAUUCCAGGUGCCUAUUCAGAGCAAGCAGGGCUCCGGCGAGCAGGCCCAGCCCCCCACCAGCCCCGAGAGGGCCCUCGGCGAAUGCAGCCCCGACGGCCGAGCCGGCGUGGAGUCGUGCGAGGACGGGCGGUGUUCUCCAGCGGACCGUCGACCUUCCUCUCCGGACGUCCCAGACGGCAACCGGGCGUCGGAGGGCCGGGACCCGUCUCUGGUGGUGGCCUUCAUCUGCAAGCUUCACCGAAGAAAGGGAAACUUUUUGGUGCUCAAAGCCAGGGACCUGGGCCUUCCCGUGGGCACCUCGGCCAUCGCCCCCAUCAUCGCUGCCGUCAAAGACGGGAAAAGCGUCACGUUCGAAGGGCGAGAGAUCCUGGCCGAGGAGGUGUGCACCCCCGCCGAUCCCGGCUCGGCUUUCGUCGUGGUGGAGUGUCCGCACGAAGGCUUCGUGGAGCCCAUCUGCGAGAACGACAGUUUCAAGAGGUACCAGGAGGGGAAGACGGAGGCCCACGUGGCCCUGGUGGUUCACCUGGCCCCGGAAAGCGUGCUGCAAGACAGCCGUUACCAGCGGUGGAUGGAGAGGUUUGGCCCCGACACGCAGCACCUGGUGCUGAACGAACGCUGCCCUUCCGUCCACAACCUCCGAAGCCACAAGUUCCAGGCCCAGCUCAACCUCAUCCACCCGGACAUCUUUCCCCUGCUGGCCCGCUGCCCCGACCAGGAAGCCCCCCCGACGCUCGGGGUGCCCGUGGUCCGCGCCGAGUGUCUUCUGAAGUACCAGCUGAGGCCCAGGCCGGAGUGGCAGAGGGACGCCUGCAUCGUGUGCGACCACAGCGAGUUCGUGGCGGAAGCUCUGCAGCUGCCCGACUUCGAACAGAGGGUGAAAGAGUGCCGGGAGAGCGUGGAGAAGACCGCGGCGGGCGAAGGAGCCCGGUAUCCGGAGGUCGUCUUCCUGGGCACGGGCUCCGCCAUCCCGAUGAAGAUCCGCAAUGUCAGCUCCACCCUCGUGAACCUGAGCCCCAGCAAGUCCCUGCUCCUGGAUUGCGGGGAGGGGACCUUCGGCCAGCUCUGCCGCCACUACGGGGAUCGGGUGGACCCGGUGUUGCGUGGCAUCGCGGCCGUGUUCGUGUCCCACAUCCACGCUGACCACCACACGGGUCUGCUCAGCAUUCUGCUGCAGAGGGAGCGGGCUUUCGAGGCGCUGGGGCGGAGGCCGGACCCCCUGCUCCUGAUCGCCCCGACCCAGGUCAUGGCGUGGCUGCAGAGCUACCACGACCGGUGCCAGAAGAUCCUGGGCAACGUCAAGAUGAUUCCUGCCAAGUGGCUCCGGGCGGGCGUCGAGGUGCCCUCCCAGGCGGGCAAGCGGCUGGUCGCUUCCCUGCUGGAGCAGUACGACCUGGAGCAGUUCCAGACCUGCUGGGUCCGCCACUGCUGGGACGCCUACGCCUGCGCCCUGGUCCACAGGUCGGGCUGGAAGAUCGUCUACUCGGGCGACACCAUGCCCUGCGACGCUCUGGUCGACAUGGGCCAGGGAGCCACGCUGCUCAUCCACGAGGCCACUCUGGAGGACGGCCUGGAGGCGGAGGCGGUGGAGAAGAGGCAUAGCACCACAUCCCAGGCCAUCGGGACCGGACUGCGGAUGAAGGCGGACUUCAUCAUGCUCAACCACUUCAGCCAGCGGUAUGCCAAGAUCCCCCUCUUCAGCCCCGACUUCAGCGAGAAGGUGGGGGUCGCCUUCGACCACAUGAAGGUCUGCUUCGGGGACUUCGGGAUAGUGCCCCGCUUGGUGCCCCCGCUGAAGGCCCUGUUCGCGGGAGAGCUGGAAGAGAUGGAGGAACGGCGAGAGAAGAGGGAACUGCGGCAGCUGAAGGAGGCCGUGCUGGCCUUGAAGCGGGCCGGGAGCCCCGGGGAGAAGCGCGGCCCGCCGGAGGACGCCGGCCGGCCCCGGGGCAAGAAGCUGAAAGCGGAAUGAGGACCGGGGGCG
This is a messenger RNA of Tachyglossus aculeatus (Australian echidna), 2434 nucleotides long. RefSeq names its product elaC ribonuclease Z 2 (gene ELAC2). Gene Ontology annotation, molecular function: 3'-tRNA processing endoribonuclease activity. The record is from RefSeq and is a predicted model, not a curated record. Gene Ontology annotation, biological process: mitochondrial tRNA 3'-end processing. Lineage: Eukaryota; Metazoa; Chordata; Mammalia; Monotremata; Tachyglossidae. Gene Ontology annotation, cellular component: mitochondrion. The coding region runs from base 20 to 2422 and encodes 800 amino acids. The transcript has 24 exons.